GCUGCGGGAGCCGCGGGGGGCUCCCCCCGCCCCGCCCCCUCCCGCAUCCGAGGCAGGACCAUCGCCCCGCGCACACAGAUCCGGCACCAUGAACCGGGCCGGCGGACGAUAGCGGCACCUCUCGCCCUCCCCCGGCCGCCGUGAUCAUCGACGCCCCGCCCGUCGCCGGGCCCGCCAUGGGCGGGGAUCGGCCCCCGCCAAGGGGGACGGCCCCCGAGCAGCUGGCCAGCCUGCUCCGUCAGCGGUGCGGUCAGCAGCAGCAGCAGCAGCAGCAGCAGCAGCAGCAGCAGCAGCAGCGGCGGCAGCGGGCGGCCCAGGGCGUCCUGGUCAUCGACAGCCGCUCCUUCGUGGAGUUCAACGCCUGCCACGUGCUCGGGGCCGUCAACGUCUGCGCCUCCAAGCUCGUCAAACGCCGCCUGCAGCAGGACAAGGUGUCCGUCGCCGAGCUCAUCCAGGCCGCCUCCAGGGUCGAGGUGGAGGCGGAGGGUGGGCAGGACGUGGUGGUGUACGACCAGAGCACCCGGGAUGCCACCGCGCUGGCCGCAGACAGCUUCCUCUCCGUCCUGCUCACCAAACUGGACGGACGCUACCCCAGGGUCUCCAUCCUCACAGGCGGCUUCGCCACCUUCUCCUCCUGCUUCCCCAGCCUGUGCGAGGGGCGUCCCGCCGCCCUGCUGCCCACCAGCAUCUCCCAGCCUUGCCUGCCCGUGGCCAACCUGGGGCCCACCCGCAUCCUGCCUCACCUCUACCUAGGCUCCCAGAAAGACGUCUUGAACCAGGAUCUGAUGACCCAGAACGGGAUCAGCUACGUCCUGAACGCCAGCAACUCCUGCCCCAAGCCGGACUUCAUCUGCGAGAGCCAUUUCAUGCGUAUCCCCGUCAACGACAACUACUGUGAGAAGCUGCUGCCUUGGCUCGACAAAUCCAUCGAGUUCAUAGACAAGGCCAAGGUAUCCAGCUGCCAAGUGAUCGUCCACUGCCUGGCUGGGAUCUCCCGCUCUGCCACCAUCGCCAUUGCUUACAUCAUGAAGACCAUGGGCAUGAACUCCGACGAUGCUUACAGGUUCGUCAAGGACCGCCGCCCCUCCAUCUCGCCCAACUUCAACUUCCUGGGGCAGCUGCUGGAGUACGAGCGGAGCCUGCACGUGCUGAAGGAGCUGCAGGCGCGUGGCGGAGAGCCCCCCGCCGAAGCCCCCCGGCCCCCGGCCGGCCCGGCCCCGCCGCCCCCCUCGUCUACCUCAGAGAGCGCCGGGGCGGGAUCCCCGGGGUCCCCGCGGGCCGAGGCGGAGCCCCCCGGCCCGGCCCGGCUCCUGCAGCAGGGCCUCCGCGGGCUGCACCUCUCCUCGGACCGGGUGCAGGACGCCAACCGGCUCAAGCGCUCCUUCUCGCUGGACAUCAAGUCGGCCUACGCCCCCAGCCGCCGGACCCCCGCCCCCGCCCCGGGGCCCGCCCUCUCCGCCGAGCCCCCCAAGCUGUGCAAGCUGGACGGUCCCCCAACCCCCGGCGGGUCCGAGCCGGACGCGGCCUCCAAGGCCAGGCCCCGCCGGAAGCACCGGGCCCGGGCCCCGUCCCCCGGCCUAGGCCUCGGGCCGGGCGGCGUCAGCGCCCCGCGCCCGCCGGCCCCCGGCGACGACGGGCCCCGACCGGGGCCCCCCGACACGCCGGGCACCCCGGCCCAGGAGCGGCCCUGGCCCUUCACCCCGGACGGCCCCGGGCAGGGGAGCCCCGGGGCCCUGUUCGCCCCGGCCUUCCCGCCCUUCGCCCUGGCCGCCGGCCUGCCCUCCGCCGGCCUGCCCUCCGGCCUGCCCCCCGGCCUGCCCCCCGCCGGCGGGGCCGAGCUGCGUCUCCGGGACAAGGCGCGGGCCGAGCCCCCCGAUGCCAGGCGCAGCUGGCACGAGGACCCGCCCGCCGACAAACAGUUCAAGAGACGCAGCUGCCAGAUGGAGUUCGGGGACGGGGUGGGUGCGGGCGAGGGCCGCGGCCGCGAGGAGCUGGGCAAGAUGGGCAAGCAGGCCACCUUCUCCGGCAGCAUGGAGGUCAUCGAGGUGUCCUGACCCCGCCCCCGCCCUCAGGGGGUGCCGUCCUGUCCGCCCUCACGGCCCCCAUCCCCACCGUGGGGAUGGGGGGGGUCCUGCCGAACUCCCGACCCCCGAAUUCUGGGCCGCCCCCCCCAGGGGGCAGAAGCGACCCGGGAGGUCGCCCCCCGCUCUUUUCACCCCCCCCCAACGGCCCUUUGGGGGUCCCCCGCAGCCCGGGGGGGGGCCCCCACUAUAAAUAUAUUCUACAGACGAUGGAAGAGGGCGAGACGGUUUGACGGCGAUUUUUAUCGAGGCGUCAACUACGACUUGGAUUUUGGGGGGGGGGGUUUGGAGAUUUUUAAUUUAUUGGACGUGCGCGAGGUGUUCAUUCUGGUAAUGAUUCGAGGCCGGCCCACGUGCGGCCCCUUCUUUAAACUCUGUUUUUACUGUACGGUAUUUAAAAUCGAAACACAGGUUUCUAAGCAAUACGAAGCCCCGCGGUUUCCCUUAGGGAGUCCCCCGCGCCCCCUUCCUUCUGAGCACAGAGACCCCCCAAGCCCCAGACCCCAGCCGGAAGGCUGGGGGGGUGGAGUGGGGGGGUUUCAUGCACUUUUUUAAAAAGAAAAAAGACAAAAAUAGAGAGAAUCUUAGCCACAAACUGAGCCGAGGACGCUUCCCCCUCCCCGUGACCCUCCCCUUCCAUCUCUGUGCCCCCCCAUCCCUCUUCGCUUUGGGGGGUUCCGUCAGCGCCCCCCUCCCUUCCUCGACAAAGCCAUGGGGGUCUCCCCCCGUCCAGGGGCGGGGGGUCGCAGCCGGUCCUUGUUGAUUGAGGUCCGGGGAACGGGAGGGGGUCGCCUGAAGACCUCGAACGGUCUCGGGGAGGGGGACCCCAGAGAGGCCCGGCUGGGCCGCCGUCCCAGCGGAGGCGAUUUGGGGUGAUGGGGAGGGUCUCGGUCUGGCUCUUGAGGGGCGAGGCCGGGGGUGGGGAGGAGGGACCUGGGAGCCGGCUUUCUCGAGGACCCCCGUCCCAUUCCCCCGCCUCGGCCCCUUGGUCGGAGGCGGGGGCCUCGGAGCCACGAAGCACAGCCCUCGUCUCUAAGAGGCUUGGCGUGACCCCGAGGUCAGGGGUCGGGGGUCCUGGG
Molecule: messenger RNA, 3160 nt
Organism: Ornithorhynchus anatinus (platypus)
Lineage: Eukaryota; Metazoa; Chordata; Mammalia; Monotremata; Ornithorhynchidae
Gene: DUSP8
Product: dual specificity phosphatase 8
Exons: 7
Coding region: 177-2054 (625 amino acids)
Biological process (GO): protein dephosphorylation; negative regulation of MAPK cascade
Cellular component (GO): cytoplasm
Molecular function (GO): MAP kinase tyrosine/serine/threonine phosphatase activity; protein tyrosine/threonine phosphatase activity
Source: RefSeq, a predicted model, not a curated record